UGUGGGCAUUGUUCCCUUUGCCUUUCCUAAAACGGGAGAACUUCAACAAAAAAAAAAAUUGACACUGUCAUGUCACUGCCAUUGUCAUUCAUAGCCAGAUUGGUGUAAGAUUAUGUUGUUCGUUUUAGACGGUUUUAGAGUUUUGAACCAUCACUUAAAAAAUAUAAUUUAAUUAAAUUGAAUGCAUUUAAAGAAUUUAAAUAGGGCACAGGAAAGUGAAUGUGUAAAUUAAACAGGUUAUUUUAUUUUCAUAGAAUAGUAACCAACCAUAAUAUCUUAAGUUUCUCGAUACAACUAUGAGAAAAUAAUUUCGAGCUAGCGGUUUUGAUUUCAAAGAUAUUUAAAAUGGAUCUUGAAACUUCGGCAAGAGAACACAGCUCUGCUCUUUCCUCCAAUCGCGCUAAUGAACGGAAGAAGAGCGCGGAGGCUCUAAAGGACCUGUUAACAAGAAAUGCGUUACCAUCUUUACUGUCUAAGAACUCGCUAAAAAAAAGAGGAUUCUCAUGGAAUGAUUUAUUUGAUGACAUUAAUGAAUAUAUACUUAAGGAAACAGAAAAAUUUGAAACAACAAAAACAUUUUUCAGUGUAACUGGCCCUCUUUGUACAAGCUUACUUCAUAUAUGUAUAGCAGGAGCAAAUAAAGGACAAGCCUACCUAAAAUGUGACAAGAUUUUGGUUGCCUGCUUGUUUAUACUAAAAAAUAACCGCUUGAGAAGAGCUAUUGGUGAUGCAUAUCUGAAUCUUCUGUACAAGUAUGUGCUGUCAUGUGAUCAUUAUCUCGGUUAUAUUACACCAAGUCACUGGGAAGAUUUACUGGAUGUUAGUAUUUCUAUAUGUUUGUCAAGUGAUUCAAAAUUGGACAACUAUACCAAGCUAAGACUUGCUUCAUUGAUCAUUAAAAAUGGAAAUAAAUACUGUCAAAUAAUUUCACCAAUGAGAGAUUCCAUUUCAAAACUAAAAAAGUGUUUCCAUCUAGUACAUAAUGAAAAGAAGGUGCAAGAAAUUAUAAUAGAAAUCAUAAUCCUUUUACUAGAAACGUUAACGACAGAAAGCCGUUUAUUGAUGUGUGAGUUCUCUGAAAGUAUCCUGCCUCUAAUAUCAAAAUUUUAUGAUCACAGUUUAGAAAUAAAGAAAAAGAAUUCCUUAUUUAAAUUAUUUGAAAUGAUAGUUUCUAUCCACCACCCAGCUGGGAAAUUGCAAAAUGAAGAUGGAAGCCUAGCGUACGAUUGGGAAACCUGGAAUAGGCAUGUUAAUACCAUUAUGGAGAUAAUUACUUUAGAAAUAACUGCGUCGCAAAGAGGGAGAAAACCCAAUGACAACACAGAGACUCACAAUUCACACUUUUGUUCAUUGGCUGCUGCUAUUUAUUACCAGAACUUCCAUUUACCCGAGAAUUACCACGAAAAUGAAUCUGGUGCCAGCACUAAAAGACAGAAAGUUGCAUUAAAUAGAUACAAAAAUUUUGCAGAUCUGAUAUAUCAGCUGCAGUUACACCAUAUUCCUUGGUUAGGGAUUGUGCACAUGUACAUUAAAAAAUAUGGUGGUACAAUUAGUGACUUGAAUUACCUGUCCGUAAUCAAAAUAAUAGAGAUAAUUUUAAAUGGCAACUGUCACCAUUUCGAGUGGACAUUACUUGAAGAUAUCACUUGCCUGAUUGUAGAAAAUUUAACUUCAUCAAAAACUUGCAAGACAGAAGAUUUGAAUGAAGGAUUUUUAUCGUUAUGGAAUUCUUGCGUAAGAAACUCUACAUCAGUAAACGAAGCUCAUAAAGCAGUGCACGUUGUAAUGCAAAAGUUAUUGAAAACUAAGAUGUUGAAAUAUCAAAGUGUGCAGCCUUUAAUCAAACUGUAUUUCGAGAAAGGGAUGCCCGUCAAUGACAGCACGGUGGAGACACUGAACUGUAUUGUUCAAAAUUUCUUUAACAAAUGCAGUUCCUUCGAACAGAGAAAAAGUAUUUUAUACUGGUUUAUUGAAGGCGACACAGCUUGUGUAGGAAAAGCGAGUAAAGAAUUACUGUCAAGGCUUGCAGCAAAUGACAACGUCAAUUAUAAACAAACAUCUCACAUGCCCAAUGGUGAUAAUCUAUUCGAUAUUCUAUUUUGUUCAAUCGAGAAGUCAAUUCUAUUCAGUGAAUUCGAACUCGAUUGGUCGACGGCUAUAUAUGCACAUGGACAUGUUCCUGAAAAAUCGGAAGUAAAUAUUGAAAUGAACAACAUUUUGCAAAUGACCUUAGAAAAUAAACUUUGUCAAUUUGCCGAACAACAUAAAAAUAAUAAUUUGGACUUGUUACGAUAUUCACAAUCUAUAAAGAUUGUUAUAAUUUACCUAGAUGUGAUGAUAAAGUCGCAAUUGUUGUCGGUGCGCGAAGUCAAGGAAUUGCAACUAUAUAACCUUUUAAAAAGUUCUUUAAAUCUAAUGUUCGUCUCUUUGGUGAAUACAUUGAAGAAUAAUUCAUCAACACCUAUGAAAAUAACGCUCCUACAAUUUGUAAAAGAACUCCUACUGUAUGAAUAUAGCCCUUUGCUUUCAUUGGAAAUUCGUCAAUCGAUAACAGAUGAAUUUUUUCACUGUGCAAACAAUAUAUUGAAUUUUGAGCAAGAAAUCGAUGAAGACGUAAUAUUCGAUGGUGACGAGAGCGAAAUUAAUGCUACGACAUUAAAGUACAACUGCAUCUACACAUUAGCAGCCUAUUGCCGUAUCCGUGGCAAUUACAGAGAGGAGAUAUUAGAGUUGAUUUUAGAUUCAAAAUUAUACAAUUUCACACUAGUUUGGGACGUAAAAUGUGCAUUACGAUGUAUUGAAAUUUUGAAUGUUCCUGGCGCGGCGGACGAACCACCUUUAGAUGCGAUUUUUGUUUUCAUGCAACAUUUGUGUAAAGACCUAUUUAGAGUUCCUGAUGCAUCGUUUAGUUUAUUAUCCAAUUUGUAUAAAAUGUUGGAACUCCUGUGGGCACACGAUGACGACAUGAAACAAAACACAUUUAUAAUGAUUAGAGGGUACUUGGAGAGAUGCGAAAAGUUAUUCUACCCGACUCCUCUAGCCGCUUUGAUAUUCAAAUGUGCAGCCAAAGUUAUAUUAUUGAAUUCUGGACAAAUUGUCGACGUAGAAGAUAUUUUUAUGAGAUCAAUUAUUAAGAAAUCGAAAGGGGAUUAUCAUUGCAUGCGCAUAUACUGUUGUUAUUUACUCGAAAAACUAACUGAUCGUUCAUAUUUUGACGUUAGGACAUAUUUAUCUGAUAUAUCUGACAUAUUUAGUAAUGUACCGGAAAGGCAACCAGUUAUAUUGAAAGAUGAAUCAUCCAACAGAACUUUAACAGUAUUGCACAGCUUUGUGGUAAUUGCAACUGCGAAAAAAACGCUUUUGCGCAAUAUAAUCACUUGUAUACUGAGCUUACAGAAUGAGAAGUCAUUAGAUAAGCGAAUGGUGAAAAAAGUUUUGAACAUUAUUACUACAAAAUUGGAUAACAAAACUAUAGAUGUGUAUUUAAAUAAACACGUACUUUCGAUUCUUCAAUUCUGGUUUUCAAAAAAAUAUGAUUUGAAAAAUUUGCCUUUGGAAUUUUUUAAUAUAAAAGACCAAACUGAAUUCCUUGACAAACACAUGAAAUGGUUGAUAUCGGCGGAUAUAUUGUGGCGAUGCGGUGGGAAUAUAAAUGACAGUUCAAUAUUACGUCAAACGAAAGCAUUGUAUAAAGUACCUGAAAGCAGCAUUAUUGAGACUUGUUUUAGUAACUUCAUGGUAUUAUGUCUACCAUUUAUCGUCACCGAGAAAUACAAAGUGCGGUAUGAGAAUGCCGAAAAUGACCAGCGCUUUAGACAAAUGAUGUUAAAUGCGAAUAGAAUGUUCCAAAUGACCAGAGAUAUAUUGGAAAACGAGAAGUGGAGUAAUCUCUUCGUGGAAAACGUUGGAGAGAUAUUGUUGGUAGCUGCAACACAUCUGUGCGAUCACAACGAAACGAGGGAGCAGUUCGCAGUGAACUCACUGCCUAAACCUGAGGUUUAUCAGUAUCCAAAGAUAAUUUUUUCUUCAAUUCUCACUUACUUUGGAGAACUUACAGAUGGCAAUAUCAUGUUAUAUCUCUGCGAAAAUCAACCAGUUGCCAUAUUUAAAAUAUUGCUGAAACUGUGGGAAAAUGUAUUGCAAGAAAAUGUUAUAGAGUUAAAAGUGCUCUGUAUACACACAUUCAAAACAUUUGUUGAAUGCAUCCCUUUGGUUGCGCCCGCGGACGCUUUCGUAUGCAAUUACGUGAGCAACUGUUUCGGUUAUGCAAUUAAAAAGACACAGGAUAAAAGAGAAGUAAAAGUUUUGACACAUGCAUUGAAAACUAUUUUAAUGCGAUUACUACCUGCUGAAGUGAACGUUUUGAGGAAGGCUCUAUCGCAGUUAAUGUCCAUUCUGAUAAUUAAGAAGGAAGAAGGUUUUCAAUAUGAAUGCAAUGAUCUACUGGACUACUUGGUUGUGGAUAUGAAAGAUUACAUAAAGGAGCAAGGGGAUGUGGUCGAUUUUAUUAGAUCCAUGUCGUCUCAACGUAAUGUGGAAAACUUGAGUUGUCGGACAUUAAAUGAGUUUUCCGAGAGGCUAGAAACGUACAAGAUUGCCUUGAACUCCCCAAGUUUUGAUUCUCUGGUAAAUUUACAUCAGUUUUUAAAAAUUAACAAAAAUCAUGUAAAUGAUUUGUGUAAAAACCUAGUGAACAUACGGUUCUCAGAGGACUGUCGAAAUAGUAUUAUACACCAAAUUAUAUACGAACUGAACAAUAUAUUGAAAUAUCAAGUCAAUCGGAAGACUAUAAUAGAAGCGUGCAACUGUCUCGCUGAGAUCGGAACGUAUGAUCUAAAGACAUUAGUUACAUUGCCGCCGAUAGACACGCAACGUAUAGUGGGCGGGGAACCGAGGCAAACGCUAGCGUCUAUUGUAGUGACGUCAUUGUUUGAAGUGCUUUUCGACGAGAAUCCCCAGGUCACCAAUAAGGUCACUAAGACAUUGAACCGAUUGUUGAAAUUCAAGGAAGGAGAGGAAGCUAUAGAUUCGGAUGGAAUUGAAAGGCAAAUAUUAAAAGCUUUCACAUCGGACCAAGGCAGUGAAGUAGCUACGUUUAAAAUAGAUGAUGCCAAAUUCAAUCAAAUCGCUGACUUAGACUUUAUGGUACCGGAUACCAAUGAGACUCAUAGCCCAUGGAUAGUCAAGCACACAAUCGCCAUUAUAAAUGUUCUCAUUUCAGAAUUGAAUUAUUUGAAUGCACUUCGAGAAGUUUGCGAGUUAAAGCCUCAGGUCUGUCGAAAGAUUUUUCCGGCUCUGAUUGGUGCACUGAUAUACUUUUCAUCAGAGAAGCACAUUAAAAUAAUUUGUGGGCAAAUAAAUAAUUUCUUCAACCACUUUUCGGAAAUAUCUUACGACAAUGACGUUGGAAGCAGCGUAGAGAGCGUUGAUUAUAAGAAAACUGGCGCCUUAGAUCAAAACCAGAAAAUAAUAAUACAAAUCAUGUUAGAUGUCGUCGACUUUGUUAGGUUGCAGAGAAAUCGUUAUAAAUCGAGAUCAAUGCGUUUAGAGGUAUUAAACUAUUUGAAACUGGACUACGAUAAAGUGGCUUGGGCUGCGACAGUGGUGGACCAAAACUUGUCGGCGAUUUAUUACGGCGAGCUGUGGACGACGACCAUGAACGAUGGAGUGCCUCCUUCCUCGCCUGAAGCGACCACCGCCCUCGACGGCGGCGGAGACCUGCAGAGGAUAUUGAGAAAGAGUUUCGUAUCAAUCGGCGAGUUGGACGCGGUGGACGGUUGUGGAACGGCGCAUUUAACCAUAGAGGAUGAGAAACGAAAACAUCUGACUAAUACUGGGCAGUACUCAGAUGCGUUACUGUUGCACGAUAUUGCGUUGUCCAGUGGGAAAGACGAACCUACGUUACGUCGCGGUGUAUUGCGCUCGCUACAUAAAUCUGGCAUGCAUCACUUGGCAUUGCAGUAUAUCAAAUCGCUGCCGGAGAGCGAGCAACUCAACGACAUCAAAUAUGAAUGUCUAUCGUUCCUUGGUGACUGGAGUGAGUUCGUGGAUACACGCGAUUUAGAAGAGAAACAUACUGUCCCUAAUCGCAACACAGAGUCUUUACUCAAAGCAUUCCGUUACGCUUGUCUGAAGGACUGCCUCAACAUUCAAAUGAAACCCGAAUUUCAAGACAAGCUAGUACAACCUUUGAGCAGAGCAAAAGUUGCUGUUGCGAAACUAUGCCAACAAUUGAAUAUGGAGAACUGUCAAAAUGUUUACAAAGUGUUGUCGAAAUUGCAUUUAUUUACCGACAUCGAAGAUUUUUUCUCAGUAAGAUGCCAGAAAUUACCACUAAGUGAUUUACUAUCAAAAUGGCGAGCGGAGAACUUGCCUGCUUUUCAGGAUUUUAAGCACUUAGAAGAUGUCAUAUCUCAACGUAAUUUACUUUUGGAAUAUUCAGCUAAGAGUGAUGGAAAUGCGUUGAAAGAUAUAGUGCCACUGCAAUUGGGAUAUGUGGAGCUCUGUCUAAACAACCAAAGAAUUCAAAUGGCCCAACGCCUUUUAGCAGUUGUGAAAAAGCUGCAAGCAUCUAAAGAGGUGACUAUGUUAGAAAGCCAAAUAUCUUGGGCCAAAGGGCACAAAGAUAUAGCUUUAUCGUUGCUACGAAAUGUAGUUUCUAGCGCUGGUAGUGCUCAAUCAACAGACUUACAUCAGGCUGCCGUGUCGCUAAGGCAAUAUGGCUUAUGGAUGGCAGAAUCGAAGUCCGACAAUGCACGCGACAUAAUUAACAAAUAUUUGAAAAGGAGCCUUGAACUGACACGAGGUGAUGACUUGAAGACUAGACAGAAGAUUUAUUUCGACAUUGCUAAAUUUGCUGACGCAGAGUACAAACAGGUUGUAACUUAUAUGAAUUCCUCAAUAUUUGAACAUAAAGUCAAGUGUUUGGAAAACAUUAAAGAAACCGCAUCCUCAUUGAAAUUGACCCAAUCGUCUACGAUGACAAGAGAUGAGAGGAAAUCAUUGCUUACAAAUCAAAGGUUCGAGCAGCUGGAAGAAGCAGAGAUAGCCAGCACGAAAGCCGAAAAACAGACAUUCCUGCAUUUAGCGAUGAGAUACUACUUGCUUUCGUUGCAAGAAUGCGAAGAGAACGACUUAUCCGUUUUCCGUGUGAUAUCACUGUGGGUAGACAAUCCUAGUUUGCAGCUGGACUCGUCAGAAAGUGGUACUUUCGAGGAGUUGCUGCAUAGAAUACCCUCGCACAAGUUUAUCACAGUUCUACCUCAGUUGGCGCCGAGGCUGAGCGAGGAAGACACAGCAUUCGCUAAAAACCUCAGACGCAUAUUAAGUCGAUGUGCAAUAGAACACCCUCAUCACACACUACCGAUUCUGUUCAGUUUGAAAAACUCUGAUAAAGACAAGUACAUACUGAAUAGCUGCCAAGAUGGCAAACGCAAAGCGCGUCAUAAUGUAACUCAAGAACCUCGCGUAAUCGCUGCAGAAGCUCUAGUCAGAAAAGUAUCAACUGCUAUACCAGUGAUCGUGACGCAAAUGGAGAAACUUUGCGAUGCGACAAUAAGUUUUGCCAACUAUAAUCCCACCGCCAAAGAACAGAAACAAAAAAUACCAUCAGCAGAGAACAUACACAAACUGUUCUACUUGGAUGCUAUACCCAUUCCUACCGUGACUCUACCUAUACGAAGUGAUUGUGACUACAGCAACAUAAGCACGUUCGUAUCAUUCGAUGACUACUUUGAGCUUGUUGGAGGAAUCAAUUGCCCUAAAAAAAUUAACUGCAAAGGUUCUGACGGAUUCAAAAAGAUUCUAUUGAUAAAGGGCCAGGACGACCCAAGGCAAGAUGCUGUUAUGCAACAAGUCUUCAAUAUUGUGAAUAAUUUAUUGGAGAAGAACGCUAUCACGAAUAGGAAUAAACUUAUUAUCCGAACUUAUAAGGUGGUCCCAUUGUCCCGUCAAUCAGGAGUGUUGGAAUGGUGUGAAGGCACUAUCCCCGUGGGCUCAUAUUUGGUAGGAACAUCGGCCAAUGAAGGGGCACACGCCCGGUACCGACCGCGGGAUAUUUCUUGCCUCGCUGCUCGUCGGAAACUUCAAAAUUGUCACGAGUUGAGGAAAACUAACAGAGAAAAAUUGGCAGCAUUCAAUUCUAUUUUGAAGGAGUUCAAACCAGUUUUCCACUAUUUCUUUACUGAGCACUACCUCGACCCGGUCACGUGGUACGAGCGUCGACUGGCGUACACAAAAAGUGUGGCUACUUCGUCAAUGGUAGGAUUUAUUUUGGGCCUUGGUGACCGGCACGUACAAAACAUAUUGAUAGACAAGAAAACGGCUGAAGUUAUACAUAUAGAUUUUGGUAUUGCUUUUGAUCAAGGCAAAGCUCUGCCGACACCGGAAACCAUACCGUUCCGACUAACGCAAGAUAUAAUUGCCGGAUUUGGAUGCAGUGGAGUAGAAGGGAUGUUUAGAAGAUGCUGUGAGAAGACGCUGCAACUACUUCGCGACAACCGCGAGACUCUACUGACGAUCUUGGAAGUGCUUCUAUGCGACCCUUUAUACGCGUGGCGUAACGUGAGGACCCAACAAACUAGCACACCAGCGCCUGGCAACAAAGAUACUACAGUUUGUGGUGUAUCGGGAUCAAACAGCGGCCUGGCCGAGCGCGCCUUACUCGCCGUCAGUAGCAAACUAAGCGGCACCGAGGGCGGAGUGGCAGGGGGCGUGGCAGUGCCGGGACAAGUGGCGCGGUUGAUUAAUACUGCCACCGACCCCGCCAACCUGUGCCGACUGUUCCCCGGCUGGCAACCUUAUCUGUGACAGAGCGCGGAACUUACCUACAGCUGCGCAGCGAAAUAAACUAAUGUAGGGUGAUGUAGGCGCACCGAACUAACUGCUUACUAAACACCCGCCGUAAUCAUAAUCAUUGGCUAUUACAAGCACUCCUGAAUGUCUAGAAGCUACGUCAUCGUUUCGUAAAUCUACGGCGGAAGACUUAGUACUGAGAAGAACCGGCAAGAAACUCAGCAAGGGCUGAUUUUUUCUCCCUGUUUUAUUAUUUACAGAGUGGUCAAAUUGAAAAAUGACUUCAGAGAUGAUUCAUAAAGUCACCUUUCAUUACAUUUCAUCUUUCAUCGUAAAAUUACAAACACAUAAUACCACUGUGAUAGUCCUAAGGAUCAAAAUGGACUAUUUAUCGGAAUAAAAUUUCUAUUUUUAUUUCUUUUGUUUUAUUUUUAUCAGGAAAGUUUUUUAUGUUAAGAAUUACUGUCGAAUUGAGAACUACACUCCUUUUUGUAAUCUGUCAAAAAGGGUCACCAACAACCAUGUUGCUCGGCUGAUGGUAAGCGGCUGCCGUACUGAACAUAAAGUAUCACUCGUGCUUUAUCUACCCUAACCCCAUCCCCAAUACCUUGGUGCCCUAGAACCUAAGUGACAGAAACCGAUCGGGGUGAUUUCGCCGUGAGAAGCAAGCUGAGCAGUACCGAGAGUGGAGUAGCAGGGGGGUGUUGCAGUAGCGGGGGUUUUUUUUUAGUGUAGCAUACACACUAGGUCGCAGAUGACCUUUACAGCGUCACCGGGUUUUGGGGACGGCGAGAUCCCAAGGGUACCUCAAGGCGAGAAUUGGCGAGUGCCUCUAGAGGUAUUCCAGGCGGAUGACAUCUCCCCGCUUGGGGAGUCUUCUCUCCGUCUGGAGCCUCUAGACCACUGGAACCUGUUGGGGGUCGGCUUAACUAGAGGGCAAAGUAACUUACCUAUUGGCUUUUUAUUAUUACCUCCCACAAAAUAAACACCUCUUAUGUUUUUAUUAAUUUUUAAGCAUUUAACUGCUAGAUGUUUAAAUCUAAGAAAAAGUUUUACUAGAAAAAAAAAAUCCGCGCGGACCAGGCAGCGGACGGGACUCGUACCCGCACCCUUCGCAAUCCGGGCGAAUGCACUGUCCAUUAUGCUACCACGGCCCUAUCGGCCGCGUCGAAAUUUUCCUAGCCUUAAGCUGCAAGGCAGCGCUAUCUCUUCGCAUUGUAGGUAACCCACAAUGUCAAAUG
Chilo suppressalis (striped riceborer) is the source of this 10034-nucleotide messenger RNA. NCBI's taxonomy places the organism in Eukaryota, Metazoa, Arthropoda, Insecta, Lepidoptera, Crambidae. The record is from the annotation of a GenBank genome assembly.